This is a messenger RNA of Drosophila willistoni, 1939 nucleotides long. RefSeq names its product vanin-like protein 2. The record is from RefSeq and is a predicted model, not a curated record. The coding region runs from base 2 to 1699 and encodes 565 amino acids. The transcript has 2 exons. NCBI's taxonomy places the organism in Eukaryota, Metazoa, Arthropoda, Insecta, Diptera, Drosophilidae.
AAUGCUUCUGCUUGUGUAUAUCCUUAUUUUGAUAAGGGUUACCAAACAGUUGUCUCUUCCGAGUGAUCCCACGUAUUUUGCUGGCGUCGUGGAGUUUCCUAAUUUGGAGGGAUCAGAUAGGCAACAUACCGCGUUGGCCUCAGAGGGCUAUCGAGCUAUUUUGGAAUCGGAUCAAACGAAUGAUUUGGAUAUUAUAGUAUUUCCAGAAUAUGUCCUUAAUAAUCGCGAGACGGCAACUUUUGUGCCAGAUCCAAAUGAUAGGAUGUCACCUUGCAUUUCCCCAGAUUAUGAGAUGUUCCUUGUGGAGCUCUCCUGUGCGGCUCGAUCACGAAAAAUCUAUGUGGUUCUUAAUCUGAAGGAAAAGGAAUUGUGCGGUCCGGCAUAUGGAAAUGGCUCAAACACUUACAACGCCUGUCCCGAAACAGGAGUACGUUACUUCAACACCAAUGUGGUUCUGGACAGAGAGGGCCGAAUCAUUUCCCGCUACCGUAAGACCCAUUUGUGGCGUCACGAAUACUACAAGAAUGAGGUUUUGAAGCAAACAGAUAUCUCAUACUUUGACACCGAUUUUGGUGUAACUUUUGGUCAUUUCAUCUGCUUCGAUAUGCUGUUCUACGAGCCGGCCAUGCAGUUGGUGCAUGAGAAGAAUAUAACAGACAUUAUUUAUCCCACCUAUUGGUUCUCGGAAUUACCAUUCCUAACUGCCGUUCAAUUGCAGGAGGGUUGGGCCUUUGCCAAUAAUGUAAAUCUACUAGCAGCCGACGGAAGCGAUCCAUCUGGCAAGACUACAGGAUCCGGCAUUUAUGCCGGAAGAGCUGGACGUCUGGCCGCCGGCAUAUUCGAAGAGCCUACAACUCGUCUGAUCACGGCCAGAGUGCCCAAGCGAAGACCCGGACAGCCAGCUUAUGAACUCCCAACGGUGGUACAACCCAUUUUCCAGCCCCAGUUAAUAAGUCAACGCUCCACCAAAUUGGCCACUUUCAGGGACUACAAUGUGGAUAUUUUCAGCUCUGAGCUGUUGGACAUAGACUUCAUGAAUGUCUCGAAAACCAUAUGUCACCAUGACUUUUGCUGUGACUUUAAUGUUCAACGUAACGUGAUUGGCUUCUCAUCGGAUCAUGCGGCAUAUAGAUACCGUCUGGCUGCCUAUUGGGGCAACGAGACCACAUUUAUCCGUGUCGAUCGCAGCGAGCAGGCCGUGUGUGCUCUGUUCGCUUGCUUGGACAAGGAGCUCUAUAGCUGUGGCUACACAUUUCCAAGCACUCGGCAAGUGGCCAAUCAACUGUACUUUAAUAGCAUUAAAAUUCGGGGAUCAUUUGCAACUGCAUCGCGUCGUCUGAUUAUGCCCAGCACCCUGGAUGGCAUGAUGAUGCCAUUGUCAGUAGCCCAAUACAAGUGGACGGAGACGGAGCUAAGUCGGGAGACUCGUGUAGAACUGGAGCUUAUUCAGCCGAAGAAUGAUUUGCUAACAUUUGGCAUUUGGGCAAAUUAUUUCACCAAAAUACCGACCCUACACAAUUUGGAUCACAUGCAGCCAUAUAGAAACCAACCACAAUCCUCUGGAACAAGUAAUACCAGCAAUGCUAAUAUUAAUGACGGUUCCAAUACAACUCCUAGUGUCAAUAAUAGUACCAGUACAGCUUCCGCUAUUACCUCUCUCUGCUCCCUAAUGGCAUUUUGCCUAAUGCUUCAGUUUUGAAGACCUUCAAGCGUAAGGACAUGGCUCUCAAGGAACACCUAUUUACCCACAGUAGACGCGCUAGCAAAUUGGAACCUUCUUGUCAUUUAGGUAGUUCUAAUUUCUAGACGUACAUCUAAUCCAUACAAAAUAUUAUAAUAGAAUAAAAAUACUUUUUGAGAUGAAAUUUACCUUACAGAAAACAUAAACUAAGUCCUCUUAGUUCUUUUAGUGGAAAAUAUAUAUAUCUAUCUAUCUGUU